Messenger RNA from Macrosiphum euphorbiae (potato aphid), 237 nucleotides. Lineage: Eukaryota; Metazoa; Arthropoda; Insecta; Hemiptera; Aphididae. The record is from the annotation of a GenBank genome assembly.
AUGACAGUAUUGCUCGAUAACUGUAUUGUGUUCAGUGCGUAUGACAAACACAAUGUGCUACUUUAUUUGGAGUUGCCGUUGCGAAAAACUGAUCUGUCACCAAAUUGGAUGUGUGCCUUUAUUUACGGGAACGACACCACACACAUACACAAUCUACGAAUUUGUACGAAACCAGAGGUGCAAAAGUUUGGCAAACGAUGUCCAAAUGAAAUCAAUAAAAACAGUGGAACCAAUUAA